Molecule: messenger RNA, 1034 nt
Organism: Solanum verrucosum
Lineage: Eukaryota; Viridiplantae; Streptophyta; Magnoliopsida; Solanales; Solanaceae
Product: AT-hook motif nuclear-localized protein 10-like
Exons: 6
Coding region: 1-786 (261 amino acids)
Molecular function (GO): minor groove of adenine-thymine-rich DNA binding
Source: RefSeq, a predicted model, not a curated record
AUGGAAAACGUGGGAUCACCCUCCGCCUCCGCCGCCGACGAUGGUACGCCGGUGCAACCAAUCUCCUCCUCGACUCCUCCGGUGCCGUCAUUUCCAGCUCCCCUCGGUACUACCGGUGUCCCUCCCGUCAGUCCAACUGAAACGCGGAAACGCGGAAGGUCAAGCCCUGGGAUGACUACUCCUUCACCGUCUCAGGUCGCCGGCGGUGGACUUUCGUCUCCUACACAGCCGCAGGCAGAUGAAUCGGCGGUUUCUACUGGGAAAAAGCAGCAAAGUGUUGAUUUGGGAUCAGAAGCAGCAGCGCUUGGAUUUAUGCAAUCACACGUGAUCAAGAUAGAAGCUGGGCAGGAUAUAUUGGCCAAAAUAAUGUCAUUCUGCGAAAGUACCUCUAAAGCAGUGUGCAUUCUGUCAGCCAAUGGUUCCAUAUCUAAUGUAUCACUUCGCCGACCAGAUGAACCUGUAACACAUAAGGGACUGUACGAGAUCCUUAGUCUGACGGGUUUCUUCUUUGUCUUGGAAUCUGGUGGUCAACGCAGCAGAGAAGGUUGCUUGACUGUGAUACUUGGUAAUGCAGCAGAUGGUGAUGUUUGGGGAGGCAAUGUGGAUGGGCUCUUUACAGCAGCAACUGAUGUUCAGGUUAUUGUUAGUAGCUUCAGCACAGAAAAACAGGGGCAGGUGAAGUCAGACAACUUUGGUACACCAGCAACAUUAGCAUCAACGUCCAGAAGUCCUAUGUCAGUUGGAACUUUAUUUGGGUCUGUCAGCCCUGUUAGUCCGCUAGGCUGAAACUAGGAAGAGAAGCCCUCCUGGAGUUGCUGCUAGGUUGCCCUUUUAAAAGGAAUGCUUCUCUUGUUGAUAAUACCAUUGGAAAAGCUGUGUGAUGCGAGAAUGUAUUCUGCAGCUUAGCAAUUCAUGUUGGUUUGAUAUUGCCCUUAUGUUUGAGCAAUUGCUGGGCAGUUAUCUUUUUUGUACAAAUAUGACAUCCUUUAUGCACAGAAACAUUAGAGUCUAAUUCUAGUUUUACUUCACAGCUU